AGUUAAUAUGCAGGCGUUAGAGGAGGCACGAGUGCGGGCUGACAAACAUUUGAGAUGGUCGUGCAGUGUUUGAGCGCGAUAUUUUGUACUGAACGGUUCGACGUGUUUACUGCAGUCUAAAUAAUGUCAGAAACAUCUGUCUCAAAUGAGUUGAACAACAACCAGACCGGUGAGAAAACAGACGACGUGACCCCUGAAGCAGUUAAGAAGCAAAAUGAUGGGCACUCAAGUAUCUCUAAAGAGCCACUGGAAACCCAAUCCAAACUCACCUCACAAGACACGUCAGGUAAAGAAAAAACCCCAUCAAACCCUAAUGCUACCAACACUGAAAACAGCAACCCAGAAUCAACAGCUCUCAAUGAAGAAGGCGAGCAACGAAAAUUAAAUGAUCCUGUAACUUCUAAUCUAUCUACUUAUAUAUCAGCCUCAUCUGAACCUGCUCCAAAGAUCAUAGCAGGCACUGCAAACGUCAGAUGCACCGCACCGGUGGUUGUGGGUGCCAGGGUUGUGACAGCUACAAUGUCCACACUAACACCCGGUGUGCAGGGACCAGGGGCUACCAGCUUGGCACUGGUACCUCAGUCUGGAAAGGUCUCUGUGAGCUCUGUGGCCAUGAACCAGCCCAGGGUCACCACCUUGACGCCAGGCAUGACAUUGUCGAGGAUUUCCACACCAUCACAAAAUGUAACUGUGACACGCGCACCCGUGCCAUUGCAGCUGCCUGCCAACUUCCAAGUCCCACAGGGAAUGGUGUUAAUCCGCAGUGACAGUGGGCAGUUGAUGUUGGUAUCCCAGCAGGCUUUGGCCCAAGCACAAGCUCAAGGAAUGCUGCCAAAACCAACUAAUGCCUCUGCUAUAGUUAAACCUUCAGCUACUCAGGCAACUGUAACAGCUGCACCAAUUAUCCGAGUUUCUCUCCCACCUUCAACCACCGCCAGUCUUAAACUUAACCCAACUACAACAACUGUUCAAAAACCGAAGACCACGCCAUUGUGUUUGACAGGAACGACCAUUAUUAAAUCAGCCGGUGUUAUAGGAAGUGCGGUCAAAAAGCCCAGCUCUACCGUGGGGACUGUUAUCAAAGCCAGUCAAAUGACUCCAAACAGGAGCACAGCGAGGGCCUUUAACCAGAGGACUAAUUCUGUCAACGCAGCUACCGUAAUUAAUACCCCUGUAAAGUCCAUGUGCAAAGGUGCUCCAUCCACCCAGGGUAAUGCCCCACGUAUGGUAUGUCCAAACGUGCCAACCAGAUCUGGCACAAAUGCAACCUCAACUCCAGUCAAUGUUACAGCAGAUACCUUGGAGAACGUGAAGAAGUGUAAAAACUUUCUGGUCACUCUUAUGAAACUAGCGUCGAGUGGCACUCGCUCAGCCAACAUGGCUCAAAACGUCAAAGCUCUCGUCAAGAGCCUGCUGGAUGGGAAACUAGAGGCUGAAGAGUUUACUGAAAAACUCUACAUGGAGCUCAGAUCUUCCCCUCAGCCAUAUCUUGUGCCUUUCCUUAAGAGAAGCCUGCCAGCGGUGCGUCAGCUCACCCCAAACUCCCAGCUCUUCAUUCAGCAAUGUGAACAGGUCAAGCCCUCAGAUUCAGCCUCAACCAAAGCUACAACCCAGAAGCCCAUCUCAACCGUCAGCUCCUCCCUCAAAUCCACACAGCCAACGAGAGCUGCUCAGCUGUUGAUCCAGCAACCUAAAGGAGUCAUCGUCAAACAGUCGGUUACAUCUUCACCUCAGGUUGUCCUACCUGCGCAGACGCACUCUCAAUCCAAACAGCUGGUCAUUCAAAGCAACGCUCACCCAAAAGGUGCUGUUGUGCGGUCUUUCCUUCAGGCGUCUAAAACGCACUUUUCUCAGCCGGCCCUGGCAGCACAGGCGCACAGCUUCAAGGACAGCACCCCGGGCUCUUUCCGAGAUGACGACGACAUUAAUGAUGUGGCCUCCAUGGCAGGAGUGAAUGUGAGUGAGGAAAACGCUCGUAUCCUGGCCUCUGGCUCUGAGCUUGUGGGAUCAGUGAUCCGCUCCUGUCAAGAGGAGCCCUUUUUGUUCCCAUCUGCCCUCCAGACACAAGUGCUACACAUAGGCAAUCCCCUAGGUAUCACUGAGGUAUGUCCUGAUGUUGUUGAAUUGCUCUCUCUGGCUACACAAAAGAGACUAAGAGACCUAAUGGAGAAACUCACUGCUGUGGGACAACAUCGCCAAAUCUCCUAUAAGGAUGAUUGGCGCUACAGUCAGACCAAUGACGCGCGCUCUCAGCUGAAGUUCCUGGAGCAGCUGGAGAGACUUGAAAAACAGAGACGAGAGGAAGAAGAGCGGGAAGCAUUGCUCCGUAUCGCCCGGAGUCGCUCCAACAACGAAGACCCAGACCAACAGCGUCUCAAACAGAGAGCAAAAGAGAUGCAGCAGUUGGAGUUGGCACAGAUGGAGCAUAGAGAUGCAAAUUUGGCAGCGCUGGCAGCCCUUGGGCCCCGUAAGAGGAAACCUCUGGAGGCCCCCGGCCCAGGGGCCAACCAGUUGUUAGGUCCAUACGGGCAGUUUGCGAUUCAGAGACCCCCAAUUCGAGUCACUUUGAGAGAUCUGAUUUUCUGCAUGGAGCAAGACGCCACAUUCAGACAAUCUCUCAUGUUAUAUAAAACAUAUUUACAGUAGAUUUACCUAAAAUGUUUCAUUUGGUUUGUGUUUAAAUGGGUGAAAUUUAAUGUCACAAUGUUAAAAUGUGAAUACACUGAUGUUUUGUCAUUAUUGUGAUGUAUAUGUUUAUGUAUAUAUACAUAGCACAACAGGAUUAAAC
Molecule: messenger RNA, 2788 nt
Organism: Paramisgurnus dabryanus
Lineage: Eukaryota; Metazoa; Chordata; Actinopteri; Cypriniformes; Cobitidae
Gene: taf4b
Product: TAF4B RNA polymerase II, TATA box binding protein (TBP)-associated factor
Biological process (GO): DNA-templated transcription; transcription initiation at RNA polymerase II promoter
Cellular component (GO): transcription factor TFIID complex
Molecular function (GO): RNA polymerase II general transcription initiation factor activity; DNA binding; protein heterodimerization activity
Source: RefSeq, a predicted model, not a curated record